This is a messenger RNA of Daktulosphaira vitifoliae (grape phylloxera), 1279 nucleotides long. RefSeq lists its product as uncharacterized. NCBI's taxonomy places the organism in Eukaryota, Metazoa, Arthropoda, Insecta, Hemiptera, Phylloxeridae. The coding region runs from base 166 to 1164 and encodes 332 amino acids. The record is from RefSeq and is a predicted model, not a curated record. The transcript is spliced from 2 exons.
CAAUAACAUCAUAGGAGAUUAUCAGAGUGGAUUCAUGUCAGGCAGAUCAACAAUAGACCAUAUUUUCACGCUUAAACAAAUUUUAAACAAGCAUAUGACUCCGUACAAAGAGUAGAAAUAUGGAAAUGCUUAAAGCUGUUAGGAGUCCCAUCAAAACUAAUAUCGAUGAUCAGAGUGAGUACGGAAGGUUCAAGAUGCGUAGUCAAAUUUGGUCACGAGAAAUCAGAAGAAUUCCAAACAACAACAGGAUUAAAACAAGGUGAUGCACUAUCACCAAUACUAUUUAACAUAGUACUAGAGAUGGCAGUAAGGGAAGUACAAGAAGAAUAUCAAGGAAUUAACUGCGGCCGAAACCUUCCAGUACUAGCAUAUGCCGACGACGUGGUAAUAUUAGGCGAAAGUGAGCAGGAUAUUCAAAAAGCAACGGAAUUACUGAUACGAAGUGCUAAAAAACGGGGACUAAACAUUAACGAGACUAAAACAAAAUACAUGCGAAUAGGUAGGAACAAAGGUCAGAUGCGAAAUGCAGCUGGAUUACAGGUCGGAGGAUAUAUGUUUGAGGAGGUAGAUAAUUUUAAAUAUUUAGGCACUAAUUUAAGUAGCACAAACGACAACCACGAAGAAAUAAAAAAACGCACGAUAUCUGGAAACAAAUAUUUUUACGCCCUUUCGGGGUUGCUGGGGUCGAAGCUACUGUCGAAAAAAUCAAAAGAACGACUUUACAUGGUACUAGCUAGACCAGUGAUAAUGUAUGCAUGUGAGACAUGGCCCACGACCCAAGGAGAUGAGAAUAGACUAGCUAUCAUGGAGAGGAAAUUCCUUAGGAGAAUUUAUGAACCAAAAAGAUACGAAGACCAAACAUAUGAAAUUAGGACUAACAGAGAACUGCAGGAAUUAUUCGGAAAACCAGACAUAAUAGCGGAAAUACGCCACAAGAGACUGAGUUGGCUUGGACAUGUACUAAGGGCUAAGUCAAUAGCAAAUGCGGUAUUAAGAUGGAUUCCUCAAGGAAGGAGGCCAAUUGGAAGACCGAAACAGAGAUGGAUGGAUAAAAAUAAAAAAGAACUAAAUAAACUUGGGAUAGACAAUAUUACUGAAGCGACUAUGAACAGAGACAGAUGGAAGGAGAUUUGUUUUGUAGCAAUGGGCCUUAAUGGCCUUUAAAGCUGGAAGAAGAAGAAGAAGAAGAAGGCAUAUUAUUUUAUUGUCAUUUACAUGACAGAACCUGCGUUUUAAAAAAACUAGUCAAGUUUUUAAUACAUAAAUUAAGGCGGAUGGA